Molecule: messenger RNA, 1206 nt
Organism: Corylus avellana
Lineage: Eukaryota; Viridiplantae; Streptophyta; Magnoliopsida; Fagales; Betulaceae
Product: isoflavone 3'-O-methyltransferase 4
Molecular function (GO): protein dimerization activity; O-methyltransferase activity
Source: RefSeq, a predicted model, not a curated record
UUAAACUCACUUCAAGUUUCUACAAUGGCCUCUCUAAUGAAAUCGGCCUCAAAAACUCUUGAUGGGGAUGAUCAACAAGAAGAAAACACUUUCCCCUAUGCAAUGAAGGUGGCGACCUCCAUUGUCUUGCCCAUGGCCAUGCGAUCGGCGGUCGAGCUUGGCGUUUUUGAAAUCCUAGCAAAAGCGGGUCCUGGAGCCAAACUCUCCCCCUCGCAGAUUGUACAACAGAUGCCCACCAAGAACCCGGAGGCAGCCAUGAUGCUGGACCGUAUUCUGAGGAUGUUGGCCACCCACUCUCUACUGUGUUGCUCUGUGGUCGCUAAUGACUCAUCAGGAUCUUUCAAGAGGCUUUACAGUCUUUCUCACAUGUCUAAACACUUCGUCAGCAAUGAAGAUGGUGUCUCUUUGGGACCUUUCAUGGCCUUGCUUCAAGACAAGGUCUUCAUAGAUAGCUGGUCCCAACUGAAAGAUGCAGUUCUUGAGGGAGGAAUUCCAUUCAACAGGGUUCAUGGCACGCACGCCUUCGAGUAUCCCGGCUUGGACCCCAGGUUCAACCAGGUUUUUAACACAGCCAUGUUCAACCACACUACCAUUGUUAUUAAGAACAUCCUUCACUCCUACAAAGGCUUUGAACAAGUCAACCAAUUGGUUGAUGUCGGUGGCGGUCUAGGAGUCACCCUCAAUUUGAUCACUUCCAGAUACCCCCAUAUCAAGGCCAUUAAUUUCGAUUUGCCCCAUGUUAUUCAACAUGCCCCACAUUAUCCUGGUGUAGAACAUGUCGGGGGAGACAUGUUCGAAAGCGUUCCUAAGGGGGACGCCAUUUUUAUGAAGUGGAUUCUCCAUGAUUGGAGUGAUGAACAGUGCUUGAAGCUGCUGAAGAACUGCUACGAGGCAACUCCAAAUGAUGGAAAGGUGAUUGUUGUGGAUGCAGUUCUUCCGAUUGUGCCUGAGAUUAGCACUUGUGUGCAGAGCAACUGUCAAAUGGAUGUGCUUAUGAUGACUCAAAACCCAGGAGGGAAGGAAAGGACGGAAGCAGAGUUCAUGGCCUUGGCAACUAAAGCAGGAUUUAGUGGCAUCAAAUAUGAAUCUUUUGUCUGUAAUUUUUGGGUUAUGGAGUUCUUCAAGUAGAUUGCUUGCUUAUUGAAAUACUAGGAAAUGUAUCAUGUGUUUCGUUUGAACCUUCAAAUAAAAAAUUUUACAGUCUAA